AACGGUAAAACCUGGACGCUCAAGUAGGCCUUGGAAUAAUUUUCGCAUUCGUUUUCAUUAUCGUUGUCGUUUGGGUUCACAGAGUCCCAGUUCAAUCGGUGCUUUCAUUGUUAACACACCUAACAAAAUUCCUGUCCGUGUUUUUGGUACCAAAGGCAUGAAAAAGUAGUUAAAAUUUUGUGUUUUUUGUGAUUUUACUUCUGGAAAAAAAAGCCGGUACACCCAUACUGACACAAUAAGUUCUUCACCUUGUCAUCGUAGCAGAUCUUUAGUGCCAUUAACUUUGAAGUAAAAAUCCAAAACACAUCAAAAUGAGUAAGGCGGAUUCCAACUCCCGUCAGGGAUCCUACAAAUCCAACACCAUCAACACUCAGGACUCGCGCAUGCGUCGCCAUGAGGUGACCAUUGAGCUGCGCAAGUCGAAGAAGGAGGAUCAGAUGUUCAAACGACGAAACAUCAACGACGAGGAUCUUACCUCGCCCCUCAAGGAGCUGAACGGGCAGUCCCCGGUGCAGCUAUCGGUGGACGAGAUCGUGGCGGCUAUGAACAGCGAGGACCAGGAGCGCCAGUUCCUGGGAAUGCAGUCCGCCCGCAAGAUGCUCAGCCGCGAGCGCAACCCGCCCAUUGAUCUGAUGAUUGGACACGGCAUCGUUCCCAUUUGCAUCCGCUUCCUGCAGAACACCACCAACACCAUGUUGCAGUUCGAGGCUGCCUGGGCUCUCACCAACAUUGCCUCCGGCACCUCCGACCAGACCCGCUGUGUCAUUGAGCACAACGCAGUCCCUCACUUCGUGGCUCUGCUCCAGUCCAAGUCCAUCAAUCUGGCCGAGCAGGCAGUCUGGGCUCUGGGCAACAUUGCCGGCGACGGCGCCAGUGCCCGCGACAUUGUUAUCCAUCACAACGUGAUCGAUGGCAUUCUGCCGCUGAUCAACAACGAGACGCCGCUCUCCUUUCUGCGCAACAUUGUCUGGUUGAUGUCGAAUCUGUGCCGCAACAAGAACCCAUCGCCGCCGUUCGAGCAGGUGCGGCGGCUGUUGCCAGUCCUGUCGCAACUGUUGCUUAGCCAGGAUAUCCAGGUGCUGGCCGACGCCUGCUGGGCCCUGUCCUAUGUUACCGACGACGACAACAACAAGAUCCAGGCAGUGGUCGACUCUGAUGCCGUGCCGCGCUUGGUAAAGUUGCUUGAAAUGGACGAACCAAGCAUCAUUGUCCCAGCUCUUCGUAGUGUGGGCAACAUUGUGACUGGAACAGAUCAACAGACUGAUGUGGUUAUUGCCGCCGGAGGAUUACCCAGAUUGGGUCUUCUCUUGCAACACAGCAAGAGCAACAUUGUUAAGGAGGCAGCCUGGACAGUGAGCAACAUCACGGCUGGCAACCAAAAGCAGAUCCAGGCUGUCAUUCAGGCCGGCAUCUUCCAGCAGCUACGCCACGUGCUGGAGAAGGGCGACUUCAAGGCCCAGAAGGAAGCUGCAUGGGCAGUGACCAACACCACCACCUCUGGCACUCCCGAGCAGAUUGUAGAUCUGAUUGAGAAGUUCAAGAUCCUGAAGCCAUUCAUCGAUCUUCUGGACGCCAAGGAUCCGCGAACCAUCAAAGUGGUGCAGACCGGUCUGUCCAAUCUGUUCGCCCUGGCCGAGAAGCUGGGCGGUACCGAGAACCUGUGCCUAAUGGUCGAAGAGAUGGGUGGCCUCGACAAGCUGGAGGCGUUGCAGCAGCACGAGAACGAGGAGGUCUACAAGAAGGCAUACGCCAUAAUAGACACCUACUUCAGCAACGGCGACGACGCGGUUGAGCAGGAGCUGGCCCCACAGGAGGUUAACGGGGCCCUCGAAUUCAGCACCACCCAGCCCAAGGCUCCCGAGGGUGGCUAUACAUUCUAGGCUCUGUACACCACUGGACCUUACCCACCCCGCUCACUUGCCUUGUACACACUUGCACACAUCCUCACACGCAUUUCCAUUUCUCUGACCAUAAAACUGCGACCGCGCUAACACAGUUUAUUAAUAUUUUUGCCACAAACUAUGCCAUUGUCAUCGAAAACACUUACCAGCGUAGACGACAGACACUAAACACCCAACCAACUCGACUCAACUCAACUCUACCCGCACAUUCCCGAACACUUGGAGGCAUGCAUGGCAGACACAGGCUGAUGCAUUUGCUUAGAUAAUAUUCACCACUUCACCUUAGAUCACUGACUGCGUCGGGUCAGAACCAUUACUACUACUAAUAACUCUGAACUCGUUAAUCCCACCGUUGCAUGAAUCGUUCAGUUUACACUUAACCGCCCAACCGCUACUGUGGCCAUUUCACGUGUGAUAAAUCCCGGGCUAUGCCACGCAGCACGGAUAUGGAGUACUUUAUUUACCUCGUUUCAAUUGCAACCUCCCCGGCAGCUGUGCUGUUGGGGGAAUCGUUGCCUACUCCAUCAUCCGUAUGUGGUGGCAUCAGCCCGCCUGUAUGUGUGUGCUAGGCUUUUUCAUUGAAAUCUUUUAGAGCACAAUUUUGGUUAUAUUUUAGGCUGUUAGCAAUUAUUUAUGUAUACUACAGGUACUCAUUUUAAUCCUCCACCUCACGCAAGCAUUACAACAACAAUCAACACCAACCCAUCAACUCAACCGGGUCGUCAUCCUCGUAUCGUAAUAUAAUGUUCAAUAAAUAAUGGAUUGUUUGAAUGAUUUAA
Molecule: messenger RNA, 2680 nt
Organism: Drosophila ananassae
Lineage: Eukaryota; Metazoa; Arthropoda; Insecta; Diptera; Drosophilidae
Gene: Pen
Product: importin subunit alpha
Exons: 5
Coding region: 312-1880 (522 amino acids)
Biological process (GO): NLS-bearing protein import into nucleus
Cellular component (GO): cytoplasm; nucleus
Molecular function (GO): protein binding; nuclear import signal receptor activity
Source: RefSeq, a predicted model, not a curated record